Messenger RNA from Paramecium sonneborni, 552 nucleotides. The record is from the annotation of a GenBank genome assembly. NCBI's taxonomy places the organism in Eukaryota, Ciliophora, Oligohymenophorea, Peniculida, Parameciidae.
AUGCUUAAUAAUCCUUCAAUAAAUUAGCAAAUUGAUAUUCAUAAACCACAUCUAAACAUAAAAAAGGAAAGCAAAAUUAUUUAAAAAUUCUAGAAAACUAACCUGUAGCUAAAUUAAUAAUCUUAACAAAAACAAAAAUAGAUAAACAUGAAUUAAAUUACAAAAACUAAGUAAAUUUUACCAAAAUUUCAGAAUUCAAUAGUCUAAUAACGUAUCUCUCAAAAUAUUUGGCAUAAAAAGUCAGUUUCUUUAAAAAUGAAGAAUGCAAUUUUUAAGAACGGAUUAAAAAUUUAAUGUGGAUAGUUAGUAAAAUACAAAAAAGGAAAUUAAAUAUAUGCUUUUAGAUGCAUCAAAGACAAUAUGAAAUAAUGCAGAUUAAAAGAGUUAAAAUAAGAUCAUGAUGUAGAUACAGAUGAUGAAUAAAUUUAAAUAGUAACCAAAUAAAUGUUUAUUAGUUUAUCUAAAUGUAUUAGGUAAGAAAUGGAUAACAUGCAUAAUAAUUCUCAUUAAAAUAUGUUAUAAACUCAACCUAUAUGUUAAAUUGAUUAAUGA